AUGUCGCGACAACUCCCUCAGCGUCGGAUGUCAUCAAUCCAUAAAGAAACCAAGCCCAAUGAAAAGCAUCCACAGUUCGGCCACCUACCACUCAGCACCAGUGGUCCGCAAGACUGUGCCUUGACAGGAUCAGCUCUUCUCAACACUCCGUACUUCAAUAAAGGCGCUGCUUUUCCUUCCAACGAAAGAAAGCAGUUCAAGUUGACGGGACUUCUGCCACAAGAUGUGCACAAUCUCGACCAACAGGUAAAGAGAGCUUAUCAGCAGUACUCGAGCCGGCAAGAUGCGUUGGCGAAGAACACCUUCAUGACGUCGUUGGCAGAGCAGAAUCAAGUUCUGUAUUUCAGACUGAUUCAAGACCACCUGAAAGAGAUGUUCUCCAUCAUCUACACGCCCACGGAAGGUGAUGCCAUCCAGAAUUAUUCCCGUCUUUUCCGAAGACCAGAGGGAUGCUUCCUAAACAUCAACGACAUUGGCCGAGUCCAUGAAGAUCUCGCUCAGUGGGGUGGCCCAGAGGAUAUCGACUACAUUGUUGUUACAGACGGAGAAGAAAUCCUCGGAAUCGGAGAUCAGGGUGUUGGUGGCAUUCUGAUCUCAGUUGCCAAGCUGGUUUUGACUACUCUUUGUGCUGGUAUCCAUCCAAAUCGAACUUUACCCGUCGUUCUGGACUGUGGCACAGACAAUGAGGAGCUCCUCAAUGACGAGUUAUAUCUCGGACUACGAAAGCCAAGGACCCGUGGCAAAGUUUACGAUGAAUUUGUGGACACAUUCGUCAAGUCCGCAAGGGAGUUGUAUCCCAAAGCAUACAUUCACUUCGAGGACUUUGGACUACCAAACGCACGCAGAAUCCUUGAUCGUUAUCGGCCAGAGAUCCCCUGCUUCAACGACGAUGUCCAAGGAACAGGCUGUGUUACUUUAGCUGCCAUGAUGGCUGGCCUCCAUGUCAGUGAUCUCAAGCUAGCUGAUAUGCGAAUGGUAGUAUUUGGUUCAGGAACAGCGGGCACCGGAAUUGCAGACCAAGUUCGAGAUGCCAUUGCAGCCGAUAGUGGCAAAUCAAAAGAGGAUGCAGCGAAACAGAUCUGGUGUGUUGACAAACCUGGCCUUCUGCUCAAGAGCCAGGGAGACAAACUCACUCACGCCCAAGUUCCAUAUGCCCGCGAGGACUCCGACUGGUCAGGAAAGGAGCACUCCAAUCUCCUCUCCGUUAUCAAAGAAGUAAAACCGCAUGUCCUGAUUGGUACCUCGACACGCCCUAAAGCUUUCACUGAAGAAAUCGUCAAAGAAAUGGCCUCUCACGUGGAUCGACCUAUCAUCUUCCCUCUUUCCAACCCGACACGUCUUCAUGAAGCUGAUCCCAAGGACAUUAAUCAGUGGACCAAGGGCAAAGCUUUGAUUGCUACUGGAUCUCCAUUCCCACCUGUUAAGUAUGAAGGGAAAGAAUAUGAAGUCGCAGAAUGUAACAACUCGACCUGUUUCCCUGGCAUCGGACUCGGUUGUGUACUCUCUCGCAGCAAGCUCUUGACAGACAAGAUGCUCGUUGCAGCUGUCAAGGCCCUUGCUGCACAAUCACCUGCUCUGAAAGAUCCGGACAAGGGACUUUUGCCAGAUGUCGUGAAUGUUCGAGAGAUCAGUGUUCAUAUCGCAAGAGCAGUGAUCAAGCAAGCGGUCGAGGAAGGCGUGGCAACAGAGGAAGGGAUUCCGACAAAUGAUGAGGAUCUGGAAGAGUGGAUCAGAGAGCAGAUGUGGGAUCCUGCGUAUAGACCAUUGAAGCUGGUCGAUAAGCAGACGGCGAACAAGCAUGCAAAGGGACAGUCGGGUACUAAGGGACAGAAAGGGGACCUUUGA
Messenger RNA from Mollisia scopiformis, 1845 nucleotides. RefSeq lists its product as uncharacterized. Gene Ontology annotation, biological process: malate metabolic process; pyruvate metabolic process. Gene Ontology annotation, molecular function: malate dehydrogenase (decarboxylating) (NAD+) activity; NAD binding. Gene Ontology annotation, cellular component: mitochondrion. The transcript has 7 exons. The record is from RefSeq and is a predicted model, not a curated record. Bases 1 to 1845 code for a protein of 614 amino acids. NCBI's taxonomy places the organism in Eukaryota, Fungi, Ascomycota, Leotiomycetes, Helotiales, Mollisiaceae.